Messenger RNA from Spodoptera frugiperda (fall armyworm), 594 nucleotides. RefSeq lists its product as uncharacterized. Bases 223 to 561 code for a protein of 112 amino acids. NCBI's taxonomy places the organism in Eukaryota, Metazoa, Arthropoda, Insecta, Lepidoptera, Noctuidae. The transcript has 3 exons. The record is from RefSeq and is a predicted model, not a curated record.
GAUGGUCAUUCGGAUUAUUCAAGUUACUCGACAUUGUACCAGUUUAUCAGCAUCAAACUGCUAUUUAAGUGCAGCACAAUUAUUCGCAGCUGCAUUUUAACAGUAGUUCAAUACUGGUGCAAUAGGUGACUGUUUAAAAUUUAAAAAAUAAUAAUUCAAACCGCUUUAAAAUUCCAUUACAUUUGAGUAUUUUGCUCAUCGUUGCUAGUGUUGAACAAUAAAAUGAUAUCGAAGAUUUUUAUCAUUACCUUGGUUGUUGGGAUCGCCAGCGCCAAGACAAUAAUAGGCCAGCUUCCUCCCAAGCCUGCAGCACUAGCUGACAAAGAAGGUUGUUACAUUAAAGAAAUAAAUGACGUUAUACCUUUUGGUGAUUCAGUUGUUCCUCUUGAUAGUUGUCACAGAAUCUAUUGUGGAAGGGUGUUGUUUUAUGCAUCAUGCCGUACAAUUGAGACCGAUGAUCCCACCUGUCAUAUUGCUGAUGGAGACCUGAGUAGACCCUACCCACACUGCUGUCCACACCUCAAGUGUGACGCUCACGACGACUUUAUUCCUUUAAUUUAAACACAUAAAUAUUAAAAAAUCUUUAGAAGUAAA